Messenger RNA from Carassius carassius (crucian carp), 5428 nucleotides. Its product is annotated as serine/threonine-protein kinase B-raf-like. Gene Ontology annotation, molecular function: ATP binding; protein kinase activity. Lineage: Eukaryota; Metazoa; Chordata; Actinopteri; Cypriniformes; Cyprinidae. Bases 106 to 2565 code for a protein of 819 amino acids. Gene Ontology annotation, cellular component: plasma membrane; cytosol; mitochondrion. Gene Ontology annotation, biological process: signal transduction; protein phosphorylation. The transcript has 20 exons. The record is from RefSeq and is a predicted model, not a curated record.
GUUUACCCCUCCACGGGUUUACAUUUGGUGAAUCUGUCUCCCCCUCCUGUCUCGUUCUCGGUUUCUUUCCUCUAUUAUUUUCCACUCAGAUUCUCGUGGUUUAAAAUGGCGGCGUUGAGCAGCGCCGAGUCCCCACCGCCCGUCUUCAACGGAGACGCCAUGAACCGCGAUCCGGAGCGGGACCCGGGACUGCACGAGCUGGGCGCGGGGCUCGAACCCGACUGUCCCGGUGGAGCGGCCAGCACCGAAUGCCAACAGGACAUUCCCGAGGAGAUAUGGAACAUCAAACAGAUGAUUAAGUUAACCCAAGAGCACCUAGAAGCCCUUUUAGAUAAGUUUGGAGGAGAACACAAUCCACCAUCUAUAUACCUGGAGGCCUAUGAAGAGUACACUAGUAAGCUGGAUGCAUUACAGCAGCGGGAACAGCAGCUUUUGGAGGCCAUUGGGAACGGAACAGAGUUUUGCUCCUCGCCCACACCCAUCCUUCUGGAUGUGAAGGGACCGGGCACCCAGAGUGCCCCCGCCACCCCAAAUACCUUAGCUGUCCUGCAGACCCCUACAGACCCAACCCGAGGGAAUCCCCGCUCGCCCCAGAAACCCAUCGUAAGGGUUUUCCUGCCCAACAAACAGAGGACAGUGGUUCCAGCUCGUUGUGGGAUGACUGUGAGAGACUCCUUAAAAAAGGCUCUGAUGAUGCGAGGCCUGAUCCCAGAAUGCUGUGCGGUUUACAGGGUUCAGGAUGGGGAGAAGAAGCCCAUUGGCUGGGACACAGACAUUUCCUGGUUGACGGGGGAGGAGCUCCAUGUUGAGGUUUUAGAGAAUGUGCCACUGACGACCCAUAAUUUUGUGCGAAAGACCUUCUUCACGCUGGCCUUCUGUGACUUUUGCCGGAAGCUGCUGUUUCAGGGCUUCCGCUGCCAAACGUGCGGCUACAAGUUCCACCAGCGCUGCAGCACAGAGGUCCCGCUCAUGUGUGUCAACUACGAUCAGCUGGAUUUACUGCUGGCAUCAAAAUUUCUAGUGCACCACCCCUUUACCCAGGAGGAGCCAUCAUCCGAGGGCACGACACCCGUGUCAGAGAUGUGCCCCUCCCUGCCUCCAUCCGAGUCCACUGGGUCUCUGUGCCAUCCUACUGUGUCCCCAUCCAAAUCCAUCCCUAUCCCACAGUCCUUUAGACCUGGAGCUGGAGAGGAGGACCACCGCAACCAGUUUGGCCAGAGGGAUCGCUCUUCCUCAGCCCCUAACGUCCAUAUCAACACCAUCGAGCCCGUCAACAUUGAUGAUUUGAUCCGUGAUCAAGGCUUACUGAGGUCAGAUGGAGCCCCCUCGCAACACCCAGCCCGCUGCUUGAGGAAGAACCGAACACGGACCUCAAGCCCCCUUCUGUCCUCCCACCCCAAUGACAUUGUCUUUGAUUUUGAGCCUGAGCCAGUAUUCAGAGGCUCUACACCAGGCCUGUCGGCCACCCCUCCUGCCUCCCUGCCUGGUUCCCUGCCCAAUGUGAAGGUGUCCAAAUCACCCUGCCAACCGAGAGAACGGAAGCCGUCGUCUUCAUCUGAGGACCGCAAUAAAAUGAAAACCCUGGGUCGACGGGACUCGAGCGAUGAUUGGGAGAUCCCGGAAGGUCAGAUUACCCUGGGACAGCGGAUAGGAUCUGGCUCUUUUGGAACCGUCUACAAGGGGAAGUGGCACGGUGAUGUGGCGGUAAAGAUGUUGAAUGUCACAGCUCCCACUCCACAGCAGCUACAGGCCUUUAAGAAUGAAGUUGGUGUCCUCAGGAAAACCCGCCAUGUGAAUAUCCUGCUCUUCAUGGGCUACACCACCAAACCCCAGCUGGCUAUAGUUACACAGUGGUGUGAAGGCUCGAGUCUCUACCACCACCUGCACAUCAUCGAGACCAAGUUUGAGAUGAUCAAGCUGAUUGACAUUGCCCGGCAGACAGCUCAGGGCAUGGACUAUCUGCAUGCCAAGUCCAUCAUCCAUAGAGAUCUGAAGAGUAACAAUAUCUUUUUGCAUGAGGACCUAACAGUAAAGAUUGGUGAUUUCGGUCUGGCUACAGUGAAAUCCCGCUGGAGUGGCUCACACCAGUUUGAGCAGCUUUCUGGCUCUAUCUUGUGGAUGGCUCCAGAGGUAAUCAGACUGCAGGAUAAAAACCCAUACAGUUUCCAGUCAGAUGUCUACGCGUUUGGUAUUGUGCUCUACGAGCUCAUGUCAGGGGCUCUGCCUUAUUCUAACAUCAACAACAGAGACCAGAUUAUCUUCAUGGUUGGCCGGGGUUACCUUUCUCCUGACCUGAGCAAAGUGCGCAGUAAUUGCCCCAAGGCCAUGAAGAGACUUAUGGCAGAUUGUCUGAAGAAAAAGCGAGAGGAGAGACCUCUUUUCCCUCAGAUCCUGGCCUCGAUUGAGUUAUUGGCACGCUCUCUGCCCAAGAUCCACCGCAGUGCUUCUGAACCGUCCCUUAACCGCGCUGGAUUCCAGACAGAAGACUUCAGCCUGUACGCCUGCGCUUCCCCCAAGACGCCCAUUCAGGCUGGUGGCUAUGGUGAAUUCUCAGCAUUUAAAUAGUGCUCCAAAUUCUAAAGCUCCAUCCCUUGUCAGUUUUUGCUAUGCCUUGUGUUCCUACGGUGGGUUCAUCCAUAACAACACAAGGAAUAGUUUUCAAAGAAUGUGCCGUUUUUCUUCCUCUUUACCCGAAGAGCUACGGCCUCAAUGGAAUUGCUUUAAAAUAAAAUGAUCUCUGCAGGAUGUCAUUGCUGAAUUUACGAAAAUGUCAUAAACAUCACAUAGGACAACUCGAUAAAAAACGACUGAGGUGAGAAACCAACAUCUGGUCACUGGAAAGGAAAAAGGCAAUCAAACCCAAACAGAUUAUGGAAGGGAAUAAAAACCUUUCCCCAAGAAGAAAGAUAAACGGGUUUGGGAUGAAUGAUAUUGGGAGCACAAGCCCCACUUUUGCUUCACCCCUGGAGCGGAAAAACAUAGCACUGGCCAAUCAGAAAACAGGGUCCAGUGGCAUGGAAUGAUGGGAAAGUUGGCAUAAGAGAGGCCAUCAAGCCGCAGUCGUGGAAAGGUGCUGAAUGUCAGGAGAUAACUUGAAUGAUAUUUAGAAAUGUUUUUUCUCUUGCAAUGAGUUUGUUCUUGGCAGGAGUUACUAAUAAUAUAGAUUUCUUUUGUUUUCAGCAUUUUUUCCCCCUCAAGGGUCAUAUGUUGUAGAUAAACACCCUUUUUUUCUGUUACAGAUAUAGUUUGUGAACAGGUAUAAAUGAAGCAACCAUCAAAAGACCUCUUAAAUAUAUAUAUAUUAUUGAAUAUUAUUUAGCUUCUUUUGCUUUUAAUUCUGAUUCAAGGCAAACUCUAGUACUUUUUUUAUUUUGCAUUUCACAUCCCCACUAAUGUCCCACGCAAAGAAGCCUGGGUAAAUGUUUUUAGUCUUGGAUCGGCACAGAUACCAUACAACAUUUCCCUGGUGGGCAAAUUCAAAGCCAUUUCUGCGCUUCUAGAGAAUGUGAUUUUAGUUUUAUUUUGUUUUGCCUCCUUAUAAUAGCUGUCAUGUUUCUGAAUAAGUCAAAGGUCAUAUUAUUUAAAGAUUCUUGUAGAAAAACCCACUGUAUAAAGCAAACACGAAGCUUUGCUAUGGACUUACAAUGUGGGCGUAUUUCAGAUGUAUUUCUGUACUUUUCACUACAACUUUACUCAUUAGAAGCCAUUCCUUUGAGGCCGUAACAGUUAAUUGAUUUCCUUUUUUUUGGGGAUCCAUCAUGUGACAACUCUUUGGACCUUGCACCUCUGGAUUCAUUCCAAUAUGUUUGUUCACGGGUCUUCGUUUUUUGUUUUUUUUUUAAGUUUCAUAUAGUUUUUCUUGUGUUCUAGACAGGCAGGCCUGCAAAGUUACAUUAAUUUAUAUUGCUUUAAUUUUAUUACUUUUUGUUCGGUGUUGUCUCAAACUCUCGGAGAGGUGUGUGUGUGUGUGUAUAUAUAUAUUUUUUCUCUCACUCAUUCUGUGAUUUGCUGAAAUGGACAUUACGCAGUGUGUCUGUGCACUUUGUAUAAAUGACUGACACAGAUAAGCAAUUUUGCCUUUUUAAAGACUUAAUAUAUUUUGUCAUAUGAAGAGGUUAAAGCAUGGUUACCGGAUUGCAAAAUGAAUGAAAAUCGAUUUCAAAAGCAGGCAGGGCCAUGGGACACUAAAAACCAAAGCUUAAUCCAACCUCCUUACGCCAUCUGUGUCCACCUUCAACAUUGCCGGUGAAUGGUUAUCUGGAUCUUCGACCAAAUCGAUUCGCCCUAUGACUCAAAAGGCUUCCUGUUCGCAGAGUGCGACAAAGCGGCGACUCUUCGUUUCAAGUUGGUCCAAAGACUUCUACGUCAACCUACUAGCAUAGCUUUGGGCUGUAGUGACACUAGCACUGUGUAGCCCGAAGUUCACUGUGGAUGGUGGAAGUGGCCUUGUAGGGAUGCUUUUCGUAAUUCUGCCUCUCCUAAGGGAAAUAAGUGGCUCCACCUUCUUUUUUUUUCAUAGGAAAUGACACUUUUGCUUUCGGCUCCACAAAAUACUUGAUGUUGCACAGAUAACCGAGGCUCUGCGUGAGGACAAGCGCCCCAUCUUCUUGCUUCUGUUCAGAUGGAUUGACUUAUUUAUUUUGGUUCUCUUUUUGAUUGUUUUUAUAAGAGCGAUGCUCUGUGAAUUGGUUCCGCCACUUAAACUUGCCAUUAAGGAGAGAGGAGCUCCACAGAUCCUUUCGGUCAUGACGGUGGUCACUGUUUUCACAUGUAUAGUUUGUGACGAGACGUUUGAAUGGACUUGUUCUCAGAUUAAGCUGGCAAACCUAACAUGGGUUGCGUAUGGAGAUGGUAGAGGUGUAUUUUAAGAAUGCUCUAUUUAUUUUCUAUGGGAAUGUUACUGAGGUCUGACUUGUGAAGGAUUGAUCCUUCUUGACUGGAAUACUUGGGGACCUGCUUAAUUAAAACUCAGAGAUACACAUAAAUGUAUUCUCUAAAAACAUUUUACUUUCACUCCCCAACCCCCCGUUUUAUUUGCUUUUUUUAAAGCCUUCACCAAAAAACGUCUGGAUUACAUUCUCUUUCUGUUGCCUUGCCUGCACUUUAAACCCCCAGCCAGUGCAAGUUCAUUCAAGUAAGAACUAUCAUACAAAUAUUUGGGAGACUCUUUUCAUCUGUAAAUAGCUGUACAAAGGAAGUACUGUCCGUUUGCUAGGAGGCAUGGAGAUAAAAACAAUGAAAUGACUUCAAAUGUUUCAACUUACGAAAUAAAGGUUAAGAAAAGACGUUUUGAUAGAUGAAAUUCUGAUAAAAUGUUUCUGUGUAAAAAUAUAUAAAAAAAGACUGUAUAAUAUAAAAGGAAAAAAGAGCUUAAUGUAUUUGUUGUGAAUAUGAAAAACUGAUAUAUUAAAGAAGUGCAUGAAAACUG